This is a messenger RNA of Solenopsis invicta (red fire ant), 1417 nucleotides long. RefSeq names its product CD151 antigen (gene Tsp74F). The record is from RefSeq and is a predicted model, not a curated record. The transcript is spliced from 7 exons. Lineage: Eukaryota; Metazoa; Arthropoda; Insecta; Hymenoptera; Formicidae. Gene Ontology annotation, cellular component: membrane. Bases 315 to 1040 code for a protein of 241 amino acids.
AGAGAGUGCGAGCGAGGCAGAAGUUCGUUCAGUCUUAUACCGUUUCAGUUUCACUUCGGCUCGGUCUGAAAUCGCGCGCGUCUAACUCGGUCUACCUCGCUUCCUGAAUUUUCACGCUGUGACGACUCAUCCGAUCCGACGUCGCAACGUCUACCCAUUUUCCCCGAAACGAGCGGCUUCAUCGUUUCGACGUUUCCUUUCGUGUCGCGGGAGGGCUUUCCAGGCGGGAGAAAGGAAUCGUUUGUUUCUUUAUUUCCCGCGACUGCCGCCGGUUGGAGAGAGAAAGGAACCAGCAGUUUCGUAGAUAAGAGGGAAUGGGAUACGGCACGGAAAUGGACGGCUGCGGACGUUUCAUGAAAUACUCCCUGUUCUUCACGAACUUCGUCAUCUUCAUUGGCGGGCUUGUCGUAACGGGUUUGGGCGUGUGGGCCCUGGUCGACAAAGUACCAUGGAUAGGCGAACUCGUGGGGAACGAUUUGUUAACCGGUGCAGUCUACGUUCUAUUGGUCGGUGGAAUCGUCGUGGCGUUUAUCGCUUUCUUCGGAUGCGUCGGUGCAUCGCGGGAAGUCAAGUGUAUGCUGCUGACAUACUUCAUAAUCGUGUUCCUGCUGUUUGUGACUAUGCUCAUCGGCGGCGUCCUGGGAUACGUUUUCCGCGAGAAAUUGCUGGGCACGGUCGACAGAGAGAUGAAAAGUACGCUCCGUCUUUACGAUCAUCGUAAAUCCAUUCGUGAUGCCUGGGACACCACGCAGUCGACGCUCCACUGUUGCGGCGUUAAUAGCUGGAGGGACUGGGGAAGCUACGGCCUUAACGUGCCAGAGAGCUGCUGUCGAGAAAUUUCACCUGGCCAGCGAUUCCACUGCAACGCCGGCCCGGACACGGUAAAUCCUUCCAACGCUUGGGUGGAGGGUUGCAUCAAUGGAACGCGAAUCUACAUGCAGCAACAUGCAGCGAUUAUGGGUGGUGCUGGUAUUGCAGUCGCAUGUCUCAUGUUCUUCGGAAUGAUAUUUUCCUGCGCGCUCUUCAAAAUGAUCGAAUGACAGCAGGACAGCGCUAUAGUCUAAGGCUGUUCCAGUAAAACGGAACGAGGAAGAGGUGAACCUCCGAAAACUUCAGAGGAUUCGCGCAACUUUACCAAUCAAUAAAAUUACUUGUCGCCAUAAACGCAGUUGAUUAUAACGUGAUAAUCAAAAGAACGAAUCUCCAUCCAAUUGUACAGGUCUCGCCGAUUUGUUACACAUAUAUAGCAUUACGCAUCAUGAUUACCAUUACUCUUUACAUUUCUAAUGUAAUUUAUAUGUCUAAGAUAUUUUCAUUCAGUGUUUCAUAUAUGUAUAUCGUUAGUAUGCUAGUGCUUCAUACAUGUACUUUAUAUUUUGUGCCGUAAAUAAAUAUACGAUAUGUAUAUAAUACUGUG